AUGUUCAGCUUCUGCCCUCUCCAGGGUGCCCUCUCCGACUCGUCGGCUUCGCAGUCGCUGCUGGAGCUCGACGGCGGCGUCAAGAUCCUGAUCGAUGUCGGCUGGGACGAGACCUUUGAUGUCGAAAAGCUUAGGGAGCUCGGCAGAAUAGCGCCAACUCUCUCGCUCAUUCUUCUCACCCACGCGACCGUCCCCCAUCUAGCCGCCUACGCGCACUGCUGCAAGCACUUCCCACCCUUCCAGCGCAUUCCCGUGUAUGCGACGCGCCCCGUCAUCGAUCUCGGCCGUACCCUGACACAGGACCUCUAUGCCUCGACACCCCUAGCCGCGACGACCAUCUCAUCAGCCUCGCUCGCCGAAGUAUCGUACGCCUCAGGCUACUCCCAGGCCGCCUCGGCAGAGAACACCUUCCUCCUCCAGCCACCCACUCCCGAGGAGAUCACAAAAUACUUCUCUCUAAUCCAGCCUUUAAAGUAUUCUCAGCCACAUCAGCCGCUACCGUCGCCCUUCUCCCCGCCUCUCAACGGCCUCACGAUUACCGCAUACAACUCGGGCCACACACUAGGAGGAACGAUUUGGCACAUUCAGCAUGGGUUGGAGUCGAUUGUCUACGCCGUUGAUUGGAACCAUUCCCGCGAGAAUGUCUUUGCGGGAGCGGCUUGGCUAAGUGGCAAUCAUGGCGGUGCCGGAAGUACACAGGUUAUUGAGCAGUUGCACAAGCCAACAGCUCUAGUAUGCAGCAGUCGUACCCCGGAUGCCUCUCUGUCGCGUCUCAAGCGUGACGAACAACUGAUGGAAUCGAUCAAGCUUUGCAUUGCCAGAGGUGGUACCGUCCUUAUCCCCGUUGAUUCGAGCGCCAGGGUGUUGGAGCUGUCUUAUCUUCUCGAGCACGCCUGGAGAAAAGAGGUCGCCAAGGACAAUGAUGUCUUCAAGUCGGCCAAACUGUUCCUUGCCGGACGCACUAUCAGCAGUACCAUGAAGAAUGCCAGGAGUAUGUUGGAGUGGAUGGACGACAACAUUAUCAAAGAGUUUGAAGCUUUUGCGGACGAAUCGAGGAGGAACAACAGGAGAGAUGAGGGUAAUCACCAGACCGGACCAGGACCAUUCGACUUCAAAUACUUGAGGCUACUGGAGCGCAAGGCACAGAUUGAGAAGAUUUUGAAACAGUCGGAGGAUACCGAACCAAGAGCCAAGGUUAUUCUCGCCAGCGACGCGAGCCUGGACUGGGGUUUCUCCAAGGAUAUUCUCAAAUCUAUUGCCGCUGAUGCGCGUAACUUGGUCAUUCUAACGGAGAAGCCCAACUUCGAGCCGAACCACAAACCAUCGAUUGCGAGGACACUAUGGGAGUGGUGGAAAGAGAGAAGGGACGGGGUGGCGACAGAACGUACCAGCAACGGCGACACAUUCGAACAGGUCUAUGCUGGUAACCGCGAGUUGGAGGUAGAAACUGCUGAACGAAAGGGGCUUGAGGGUGAUGAGCUAAACGUCUAUCAACAAUGGCUAGCAACACAACGGCAGCUACAGGCCACUCUACAAAGCGGUGGCACCACCACAUUAGAAGCACCAGGAGACGUGUUGGAUGACGCUGAUACCGACACCGACACCGAUUCAGAAGGCUCCGACACAGAGCAACAAGGAAAGGCUCUUAAUAUUGCAACCACCAUGGCUCAAGCAAGCCGCAAAAAGGUGGCCCUCAAGGACGAGGACCUCGGUGUCACCAUCCUCAUCAAGAAGGAGAACACAUACGACUUCAAUGUCCGCGGCAAGAAGGGCCGAGACCGCAUGUUCCCCGUCGCCAUGCGUAGGAGGCGUGCCGACGAAUUUGGCGAACUGAUCCGGCCCGAAGACUACCUUCGCGCCGAAGAACGCGAAGACGCCGAGAACGCAGAAGCCGGCCAAGCAAACAACAACACCCAAGAGCUCGAAGGUCUCGGCAAGAAGCGCAAGUGGGAAGACGUUGGAACAGCCGGCAGGGGCCGAGGCGGUUUGGGGCCCAACAAGCGGCCCCACCACAACGACCGCCGUCGCCUCUCCGCAGGCGAAGCCGACGCCGCUCCCUUUUCCGAGAACGGCCCAGCAGGCGACGACCUCUCCGAUCUCGAAGACGAAGAAGACGACACCCUCAACGGCCCCGCCAAGCUGGUGGUCACCAAGGAGACCAUCCCCGUCCACCUGCGCAUCGCCUUUGUUGACUUCAGCGGCCUCCACGACAAGCGCAGUUUGACCAUGCUUAUCCCGCUCAUCCAGCCGCGCAAGCUGGUCCUUGUCGCCGGCGGCAAAGACGAGACCUUGGCCCUGGCCGCAGACGUCAAGAAGCUGCUCAUUGCCCAAUCCACCGGUACCGAGUCCGCCAUCGAGGUGCUCACACCCGCGGUGGGCACAACAGUCGACGCCUCGGUCGACACCAACGCCUGGGUCCUGAAACUAGCCGAUCCGCUGGUCAAGGGUCUCAAAUGGCAGAACGUGCGCGGUCUAGGAAUCGUCACCGUCACGGGCCUGUUGCUUCCAGGAGGCGAGUUCCAGCCUACCUCUACCGAAGACGCCGACAGUGCAAAACGUCCAAAACUCGAAGACGGUUCCGCCCCCUCUGAGCCGUCUACAGCCUUAGUAAAAACAGGCACCAACACACUACCAACCACCACCGCCUCUCUUCCCACGCUAGACCUCGUCCCGCCAACCUUAGCCUCUUCGUUAUCCGUCCGCUCCCAAGCCGCACAACCCCUCCACGUAGGCGAGCUCCGCCUAGCUGACUUGCGUCGUGCAAUGUUGAGCGCAGGCCACAAGGUGGAGUUCAAGGGCGAAGGUACGCUGUUGAUCGACGAUGUGGUUGUUGUGCGCAAAUCGACAGCGCAGGGCGGCAGGGUGGAACUGGAGAGCGUGGGGUUGCCGAGUGAUACGAUGCCUGGGACGACGAGUGGUGGGUUGUUGAAUGCGGCUAUGAAAGUGGGUGGGACGUUUUAUGCGGUUAGGAAGAAGAUUUAUGAGGGGCUGGCUGUUGUUGCUGGUGCUUGA
This is a messenger RNA of Sordaria macrospora k-hell, 3012 nucleotides long. RefSeq lists its product as uncharacterized. The record is from RefSeq and is a predicted model, not a curated record. Gene Ontology annotation, biological process: mRNA 3'-end processing by stem-loop binding and cleavage. Gene Ontology annotation, molecular function: RNA binding. Gene Ontology annotation, cellular component: mRNA cleavage and polyadenylation specificity factor complex. NCBI's taxonomy places the organism in Eukaryota, Fungi, Ascomycota, Sordariomycetes, Sordariales, Sordariaceae.